GGCUCGUUUAACUGUUGUGUGUACCGUACACACAACACUUUCUCGGUCAAUCGAUGUGAAACUAAAACUAAAGGCGGUGGUUGCAUCUUCUUCAUCAAUCCCUCCGAAACCAAACCCCCACUUAACGGCGUCAAGUACCGCCGUCGGUUACAUGGACGGAAACACACCGAGGAUCCGACGGUCAUCUCGUUCUACUCAUGUGAACACUCUUGAUGAUGGUUGUUUGAUGCACAUCUUCAGCUUCUUAUCCCCAAUCCCAGAUCGGUAUAACACAGCCCUCGUUUGCCACAGAUGGCUGUUCUUGGCAUGUCACCCUCGCCUAUGGUUGAGAGUGGACCGCGCUGUCAAAAGCUUAACGGAAUCCGGGGUCUUUCCAAGUAUUGAAGAAGCUGUUUCUGCUGCAAGGCCAGGGGACACCAUAUUGAUUGGAGCAGGGGGAUUCCAUUUUGCUUCGAAUAUUCAAAUCAAUAAACCAUUGUGCUUGAUUGGAGGAGGUGAUGUUCCUGAUGAUACAACACUUGUAUGUUCCCGUGGAUCAGACAGCGCAUUGGAGUGUCUGUCGACUUGCAAAUUGGCGAACCUAACAGUAAAGGCGGAGCUGGGGUGCUGCUUGCUUCAUAGGAGCGGUAGACUGAUCAUCGAGGACUGCAAUCUGCAAUGUGAAUCGAACCCCUUAGACUAUCUCUCCUAUGCUAUUAUCACCACCGCUGGCGGCUGCGAGGCGGCAUUGUCAUCCGCUGCACAGAAGAAUGGUGACAGUGUGUGUGUUUCUCAAACUCGAAUCAAAGGUGGCGCGAAAGCAGUUUUGACUAGCGGAACACUUGCAUUGCAACGGGUACGUGCCAUAUAUGCACCGACGUCAAUAUUAUUCUGGUUUGAUGUUGUCCACCAGUUAUAGUGGUAUUGUUCAACCUAUUUUGUACCAUAUUUGUGAUGUAGACUGCCUUUUUUAUUUGUAAUGAUUAUUUAUUUAUCUUGUUUUACAAUGUAAUGUAACUAAGUAAUCAAAUGUGUGUUGGAAACA
Molecule: messenger RNA, 1024 nt
Organism: Helianthus annuus (common sunflower)
Lineage: Eukaryota; Viridiplantae; Streptophyta; Magnoliopsida; Asterales; Asteraceae
Product: F-box protein SKIP5
Exons: 5
Coding region: 152-898 (248 amino acids)
Molecular function (GO): protein binding
Source: RefSeq, a predicted model, not a curated record